Molecule: messenger RNA, 1735 nt
Organism: Electrophorus electricus (electric eel)
Lineage: Eukaryota; Metazoa; Chordata; Actinopteri; Gymnotiformes; Gymnotidae
Gene: krr1
Product: KRR1 small subunit processome component homolog
Cellular component (GO): small-subunit processome; nucleolus
Molecular function (GO): RNA binding
Source: RefSeq, a predicted model, not a curated record
AGCAACAAUGGCGGCCCCCGGGAAGGAAUGCAUGAGUGAAAUGUUGGCCGAUAAAAAGGGGAAAAAGAAAAAAGAUCAAGUAGAUGAACCAGAACUACUUACGGUCCCAGACGGCUGGAAAGAACCUCCAUUCAGUAGAGAGGACAACCCGCGCGGUCUGUUGGAGGAAAGUAGUUUCGCCACUCUCUUUCCAAAAUACCGCGAGGCUUACCUGAAAGAAUGUUGGCCGCUAGUGCAGAAAUCUCUCGGGAAUAUCUUUAUCAACGCCAUACUGGACUUGAUUGAAGGCAGCAUCACAGUUAGUACAACUAAGAAGACCUUUGACCCUUAUGCCAUCCUGAGAGCCAGAGACCUGAUCAAGCUCUUGGCUAGAAGUGUGCCAUUUGAGCAGGCUGUGAGGAUUUUGCAAGAUGACAUAGCAUGUGAUAUUAUAAAGAUUGGCACUCUGGUGCGAAAUAGAGAGCGCUUUGUGAAACGCAGGCAGAGACUGAUUGGACCUAAGGGCUCUACACUGAAGGCCCUCGAGUUACUCACCAGCUGCUAUAUUAUGGUUCAGGGCAACACCGUAUCUGCACUGGGUCCCUACAGUGGUCUGAAGGAGGUUCGGAAAGUGGUGCUUGACACAAUGAAAAACAUACACCCCAUUUACAACAUCAAGAUGUUAAUGAUAAAGCGGGAGUUGGCUAGUGACCCAGACCUGCGCAGUCAGAACUGGGAGAGAUUCCUGCCCACCUUCCGGCACAAAGGCCUAAAACGCAAGCAGCCUAAGAACAAGAAGAGCAAAAAGGAAUACACACCUUUCCCCCCACCACAGCCAGACAGCAAGGUUGACCAAGAGCUUGCCAGUGGAGAAUUCUUUCUGCAGGAGAGGGAGAAGCGGCGGAGAAAAAUAAAUGAAAUCAAGGUGAAGCAGGCUGAAGCGCUGAGCAGAAAACAAGAAGAGAGGAAGAAAGCCUUCAUUCCUCCCAAGGAAAAGCCAGCCAUUAUGAAAACCAGAAAGGUUCAAGAGAACAAACUUGAUAUCAGCAUAAUUAAAGAGAAAGUAAAGAAGGCAAAGUGUAAGAAGCUCGGAGCCCCUCCACCAAGCUCUGCAGUGCUACUUGGGAAGAACAAUAAAAAUUAACACUACUCCAGUAUCCAGAUGGUUUUGUUUGUGGAAUUGUAUAUAUUAAUGAUCUGUUUGAUCAAUGAUCUGUUUGUGUUCUUGUAUUGGUUUACACUCGUUUAUGCAGUGUUUGUCUACAUCAAAAUACAGUGCUUUUGAAAUGAAUUGGGGCAGGAAAUUUAAACUAGAUUUUGCUGUGUAGUCAAAGAUCACCAAGGCUGUAGAGAAGUAGGGAUUUCCCCCAUUUAUUUUUCUGGUUGUGUUCAGGCACUGGAUGUGCAGCAGUUUGUCAAACUACUGGCAGUUGUCUGUCCCUUUUGAGAAGUUGGUAGAGGACAAGCAGAUGUGGAAUAUUCUGUACUAAAUUCAUAAAUGCCAUAUCUAUCCAAUCAUAAACCCACAGUGAGACUCUCGCCUAAGUACAGGUUCUGCCAGACUGAGGAUGGCAUUAAUGCUGUGCAGCCUGCAAGGCAGACUUAAACCUAACCUAGUUCUGGGGUUAGGUGAGUGAUUGACAGCAUCAACUCUAGAGCCUAACGUCUAUAAAAUUACAGGGAAGGGAGAGAGUAGGAACAAGAGCUCAAAUGUACGCACACUGCUGUAAAUAAAAAUAGCUGUGUCGCUACUGUC